AUGGCCUUGAUCAAUUUAUUGACUUCACUGGAGGACAACAUCAAACAGAACAAAGAAAGCCAUGAAACUGUGGAGGAUUGCAAGGAAUUGGCUAGUGAUCAAGAAAAGGCCUUUGGGAUUGAAAUACUUUCGUGGAAGAAACCUACAAUAGAGUCAAGCUGGAAGGCAAUCCAAGACUCAAUCAUUGAAUAUCUCAAAAGCAUAAACUCAGAGAAGUAUUUAGUCAAUGUCGAAAGCUUACAUGAGGCCUUCAAUUAUAUGAAGCCAUCAACACGUCAAAUUCCGACGCUCACAAACUAUUACGGUCGGUUACCCAAAUAUACGCCAACAACCACAAAGAGUGGGUCCAAACCCUUCUUGGAGAAGAUCAAGAUGUUGAACAAUGGAUUGAAAAUAUUGGACAAAUCAGCACUCGUGUGGGAUGGGGAGACUCAACAGCGAUUCAAGUUCUAUCAAGGUGCUAUGGUGUGA
Molecule: messenger RNA, 471 nt
Organism: Puccinia graminis f. sp. tritici CRL 75-36-700-3
Lineage: Eukaryota; Fungi; Basidiomycota; Pucciniomycetes; Pucciniales; Pucciniaceae
Exons: 4
Coding region: 1-471 (156 amino acids)
Source: RefSeq, a predicted model, not a curated record